Molecule: messenger RNA, 803 nt
Organism: Paramuricea clavata
Lineage: Eukaryota; Metazoa; Cnidaria; Anthozoa; Malacalcyonacea; Plexauridae
Source: the annotation of a GenBank genome assembly
AUGGAUAUUGACUACUCAAACGAAUCUUCGAGCGAUGGUUUUGGAAGCAGUGGAUCGAGUUAUAGCGAAGAUAUGAACGUCGAAAGAGACGUAAACAUGAUUCAAUCUUACGUGUUUGAACCAAAUGGCUUCGUCCAAGUCUUCGUCAAUUCUGACAAAACCACCAGAUUUCAGGAGUCAGGACACGAACUGGUAAUUAUUUACUAAAUUUGCUUCUAUUAUUUAUGUUGUAGAUAUGUAGGUUAAGUUUUUUCAGCAACAUGCACAACUAUAUAUUAUUAUGGGCGGCAUUACUAUACAUUAUUAUUAUGUUUGUACUUCAAAUAAAGGUAAAAAAUGUAUUAAAAACUUUAUUAUGUAAUAUACUAAUAUUUACAUUGAAUUUCGUGGUUGAAGUUGAACCAACUAUUGCUAAAAAUCGUAAAUUCAACUGCAUGUAGGUGCCUUUGUACUCACUGCCAAAUAAUGGAUAGGGAAGAAGAAAGUAUUUGCUGCCAAGAGAUCCCAGCUUGUGUUUCUAUAAACCAAGAAGCAGCACAAAUUGAGGAGAUACCUGUCCCAGAAUGUAUUACUGAUAACCCUGCAUUUCAGUAUUUAUGUCUAAAUUAUUGGGUCUUACAGGUUGCUUGGAGCGAUUAUAGACAACAUUAUGGCAUAAAGGCACAUGAAGGGCCUGAGGAUAUAUUAGGCAAAGAGAUAAGGGUCUCCUUGCCAUCUUGGGCAGUUAGUUGUAUUUGUGCACACUUCCCACCACCAGGUUUAGAAGAGGACUUUGUUUUUGAGGGUUUUAAAUUUGCAGAUGA